Coturnix japonica (Japanese quail) is the source of this 1192-nucleotide messenger RNA. NCBI's taxonomy places the organism in Eukaryota, Metazoa, Chordata, Aves, Galliformes, Phasianidae. The record is from RefSeq and is a predicted model, not a curated record.
AUGGGGGAAAAAUGAGCUUUUGACCCCUUUGAAUAUGUCGUGCUCCAAAGCAGCACUACCGGAAUGAGACUGGCAGACUAAUUAUCCUCACGGCAGAUUCAUGGAUUCGGGAGAAAGGGAGAACUCAAAAACCUCAUUUGACCCAUUAAUUAGGGCUACUCUGCUUCUUGUCAUCUAUUUUGGAGGGGGCAUGGGAGGAGAAAGAGGAAGGAUGCUUCACAGCAUUGCUCAGCACUCACCCUCUCCAACCUUUUCAUGUCCCCAUCAUAGUGUCUAUGCCCCAGUUCCCUCGACUGGCAACCUCUUCUCAUGGUCCCAUUUGACUCCGACUCCCAACUUAGCAGGCAGAUCUGGGGACAUUUUUCUUUGCAAACAACCAUUUUCACCACAAAUGCCAAGGUAUCAGCUGGGAUCAAAUUCUGAAGUACUUGUGAAAGUACCUGUUUUCACACAUGGCUGCAAGCAAGGUAGACAAUUGGAUUUGGUGAUCUGGAGGACUUUUCCAAUCGUAAUGGUUCUGUUUCCUGUUCUGCUGUCCGAGGAGGCUGGAUGCAGAAGUAGCACUGGGGAGAAGGUGAUGGGAUAUGCACAUCUCUGUAGAUAUCUGGGCACCCUGGCUAUGCUGAACCCAUCUGCAACCAGGGGGAGUGAUGUCAUGGGGCGAGAGGCAGACUCCACAUCCUACCUUAUCCCUCAAGCUUUUCUCAGACAGAUCCAUGAUGAAAGCCAUCUCCCCAACAAGAUGUUGUGUUUUUAUUCAGUUGCUUCCUGCCUCCAUUUCUCAGAGGAAGCCUGAGAGGAGUGAACACUGUCAACCUGCUGGCACCAGCGGCAGGACGAGCAGCCUUGUGUUUCCCUGGUGAGGUGCAAUUUGAAGCUGAGGGUUUUGUGAGUGCAUAAAUCCCUUCCCACUAUGCGCUUUCUUGCCCUGUUGGCAUUUAUGGCUUGUUGAUGUGUUUGAGGAGCAUUAAGCAAAAUACAGAUAGCCUGGCAUUUUAUUACUCAUAUUUCUCUGCUAUUAAUGACUGAGUGGAGCACAACUUGCUAAUGAACUAGGCUGAAAUGAAUGCAUUUGUGGCGCUAAUUGAAAUACACCCAAGGUCUGGCUUUCAAAAAGGAGUGAAAUCUCCAGCACUCUCAAAAGAGCCUUUUUUCCUUUAACCCCUUCCUGCUGUCCUUCACUACAGCUGCA